Messenger RNA from Triticum turgidum subsp. durum (durum wheat), 1443 nucleotides. The record is from the annotation of a GenBank genome assembly. Lineage: Eukaryota; Viridiplantae; Streptophyta; Magnoliopsida; Poales; Poaceae.
AUGCACCGCCUCUCAUCUUCUUCGCGACUUCCCAUCUCUUUCAUGGCAUCUGCCCCGCCUCGCUGGUGGCCAUUAGCGCUUGCGCGACAAAUUAUCCCACUCUUGGCGGCUCCAAAUCCACCGGCCCGUCGUCUUUCCAGAUUUCCUCAUGGAUCUCAGAACCUGGCCACCGUCAGUCGAGUACAAGGCGAUGAAUCUGGUAAACCAUAUAAACGACUGCCCAUCUCGAUCGCUCAAAUGAUGAAAAACAUGAAGACUGACAAUUUAAAAAAAUUGAAAAAUAUUGGGACGAGGGGCACUGUCUCGGAGGUUAUAGAUGAAGAUGAGAGGAAAAGUGAUAAAGAUGCUUUUAGGACAACAUCAGAGGUUAUGGAUGACAAAAGUGAUACAUGGGGCCAAAAUGUGAACUUACCUGGUUUUGAGGAAGACCAAAGUAGCGCAGCCAAGAAUCACAUUACUGAAAUCGCUGUCAGUGAGGAUGAAGGACUCAGUGAUGAUGAAGGAUAUAGUGUGAACGGUAUACUUGCAAAAAGCAGACACCGUGAUGGUUCUAUAUACAGGGAUAUGGAUUUAUAUGAUUGGAAAAAACAUUAUCGCAUUGCAGACCGUAUUGAGACUCGGUUGGAGGCAAUGACAUUAUCAGAUCCUGCUGCAAAUUGCAACGUUCACGAUGGAAUUUGUACUAGACAUUUUGCUCGUAGCAUGCUGCAAAUUUACUCACUAGAGUUGGCUAAAAUUCCUGUGGAUGGCUUAGUAGAGUUGUAUGGAUAUGUAGCAGUGCGGGAUGAUCUGGAUCCAUUGCUUAAUUAUGUUGUCAAUAUUAGCAGAGAUGAUCCCGUCAUCGUGGAGCAGGGUUCUCUCAUCAACAUGAUUGGCCCCAAGCGAGGGAUAGAUAUGGCAGAUCAUGCUCUACUUGAAUAUGACAUGAAGAUCAAGUCAGGUGAACAAGAAAAAAAUGACCUACAGCUGAUUGAUGGUGCAUCAUUCAUAGGCCCCUUAGGCUCAUGGGAUCAACCAUGCACAUUUCACAUUGCUGGUGAUUGUGGCUCAGUUGACAUAACUUUGUCACGCCUUUUAAAAGCAGUUGAGGCGACCGUAGAGGUUCUCAUAUUGGAAGUGAAAAGCAGUUUCAGUUUGUCCGUCGGAUGUUUAGCCAGUGGGUUUAAUGAAGAAAUCCAGCUCUUUGAUGGCACCAUCGCUGAUUCACAAGGCCUAAAGAGGUCCGUGGUUGCUGUAAUGAAAAACUCUUCGAUAGAUUUGAAGUUCAAGGUAGGCGCACUGUCAUCCAGUUCCGACCAACAUUGCUGUUCUUUCAAGGCGAAAAUGCACGGGCAUGAUAUUGAAGAAAUAAAGACUGAUUUUGCAUUAAUCUUAGUGAAGGUGAUUUGGUCGACCUUGCCUAGGGGCUUUUCCGCCAUGUGUGAUGGGCUGGCUCGUGAUUAA